CGAAGCGACAGCAGUCCCUCGGACCAAUUUUGUUUAUCACUGGUGUGAUGGUCGUAUGGUGUUUUCUCGACGUUUUCUCUCUAAUAUCAACGCCAUGACAUGCCACACUUAUUAUUUGCCCGAUUGAAAUAUAAGCAAAGCCGAUCUAUUCAAGGCCAAGUAUGAAUGAAGAAAGCGAAAUUCUAUCAUCAAUUGACAACAAACGCCAGCGUUUCAAGCAACAACAGAUCACAUUCAUAUCGGCUCUGGAGCGAGCAAGGGAGCAAGCGCUGGAAAGGACUGAACCUAUCAGGACGGUCUCGCAGGUCCAAAGGUUUAUGGUCCAGCAUUGCAACAGUGUCACAGACAGAAAGAUUAUCGCGUUCUUUCUUGAGAUCGUUUCGGAUCUCAACAAGGUUCUCAGGUUGGUCAGGGCACGUUGCUCCAGCACUGAUGCGUUAACAGCCUGCAAAGCACUUCUUCAUCCAGAGAGUGACAUCAGCCAGUUGCGAGCACAGUAUCCUCAUGAUGAGAUACUGCGGCUCAGCUGUGAGACCAAGAACUACUAUGGUGGUGUGGUCAGCCUCAUCCCGUUGGCCCUGGACUUGCUGAGGUUAGCUGCCACUCCCGAGCAUUCUCCCGCGCCAUCACCCAUCACACCUGUCCCAGCAAUGACAACCACACCUGCCCCCAUCCACACUCCCACCCCUGCUAGACCUCUGCAACUCCCCUGCACUCCCACACCCAACUCCAAGAGGCAUGCAGCGGUAGAGCGCAGUGUUCAGUCGGCCCGAACCACCCGGGAGACACGACUCCCACGUCCCUUUCACAAAAAAGUGUGGCAGGCUAGGAGACCUGCCUGGAAGCCCCCUGGGAAGGCCUGGAAUUGAAGCCUACCGUCAUAUUGACACAGUCUUAUUUCUGAUACGAACAUUAAAUGGAUGACAUCUACAUUGCA
Molecule: messenger RNA, 937 nt
Organism: Engraulis encrasicolus (European anchovy)
Lineage: Eukaryota; Metazoa; Chordata; Actinopteri; Clupeiformes; Engraulidae
Gene: spaca9
Product: sperm acrosome associated 9
Exons: 3
Coding region: 162-869 (235 amino acids)
Cellular component (GO): sperm flagellum; acrosomal vesicle; ciliary base
Source: RefSeq, a predicted model, not a curated record